Ochotona princeps (American pika) is the source of this 1765-nucleotide messenger RNA. It is a transcript of the gene KRT28, whose product is annotated as keratin 28. The record is from RefSeq and is a predicted model, not a curated record. Lineage: Eukaryota; Metazoa; Chordata; Mammalia; Lagomorpha; Ochotonidae. The transcript has 8 exons. Gene Ontology annotation, molecular function: structural molecule activity. Gene Ontology annotation, biological process: intermediate filament organization; hair follicle morphogenesis. The coding region runs from base 1 to 1377 and encodes 458 amino acids.
AUGUCUCUCCGAUUUUCUGGUGGGUCCCGGCACACUUGCCUGAGGUCGGGGACUGGAACUGUCAGAGCGCCCAGCGGAGGCACCAGCUUCGCAGGCAGCAAUGCGGGAGGCUCUGCAGCUGGAAACGCUUUUCUGUCCACCUUGGGAGGGGGCUUGGGCAGCGCUCCCGGCAGCGCCCUGGGAAAUGCUGUUUUCGCUGGCUUCGCUGGAAACGAAGGGGGACUCUUCUCCGGCAAUGAGAAGGUGACCAUGCAGAACCUCAACGACCGCCUGGCCUCCUACCUGGACAACGUGCGAGCCCUGGAGGAGGCCAACGCUGAAUUAGAGAGAAAAAUCAAAGGCUGGUAUGAAAAAUACGGACCUGGGUCUUGCCGUGGGCUUGAUCAUGACUACAGCCGAUACCACCUGACAAUCGAGGACCUGAAGAGCAAGGUUAUCACUUCCACCGCUGCGAAUGCCAAUGUCAUUCUGCAGAUCGAUAAUGCCAGACUGGCCGCCGAUGAUUUCCGGCUGAAAUAUGAGAAUGAGCUGGCCCUUCACCAGAACGUGGAGGCCGACAUCAACGGGCUGCGGAGGGUCCUGGAUGAGCUGACGCUCUGCAGGACCGACCAGGAGCUGCAGUUCGAAUCCCUGACCGAGGAGAUGACCUACCUCAAGAAGAACCACGAAGAGGAAAUGAAGGCGCUGCAGUGCGCGGCCGGAGGCAACGUGAACGUGGAGAUGAACGCGGCCCCUGGUGUGGACCUCACGUUGAUGCUGAACAACAUGCGUGCCGAAUACGAAGCACUGGCCGAGAACAACCGCAGGGACGCCGAGGCCUGGUUCAAUGAGAAGAGCGCCACCCUGCAGCAGCAGAUCUCCGACGACGCAGGUGCAGCCACCUCGGCCAGGAACGAGCUAACGGAGAUGAAGCGGACGCUGCAGACCCUGGAGAUCGAGCUGCAGUCUCUUCUGGCCACGAAACACUCGCUGGAGUGCUCCCUGACGGAGACCGAGGGCAACUACUGCACGCAGCUCGCGCAGAUCCAGGCGCAGAUCGGGGCCCUGGAGGAGCAGCUGCACCAGGUCCGCACUGAGACCGAGGGCCAGAAACUCGAGUACGAGCAGCUCCUGGACGUCAAGGUCCACCUGGAGAAGGAAAUCGACACCUACUGCCGCCUGAUUGAUGGCGAUGGAGAUUUGUGCUCCAAAUCAAAGAGCUUCGGAUCUGGAAGCUCGGGGAAUUCAACUAAAGAUGUAACCAAAACCACCCUGGUCAAGACAGUGGUUGAGGAGAUAGAUCAGCGUGGCAAGGUGCUUUCAUCGAGGAUUCAUGCCAUUGAAGAAAAGGCAUCUAAAGUGGCCAAUGGCAAGACAGAACAAAGGGUUCCUUUCUAGCUGUCACUGUAGAGAAAAGCAUCACUUGGCACAAGAUCUAAACUUUGUUCUAGACGGCAGCGAGAAUCAAAACACUUUCUAGGCUUAAGUUACUUAGCAAAGAUACCUGUUUUCUUAAUUUACACAGGAUGCUGGGCGCUUGUUUUCAAAUAAAUAAAAUAAGUUUGACGUGCCCUCAUUUCUAAUCCCUGAUGACUCACAAAUCAUUAUUUGUGAUAUUUUCUAUCUAACUCAGAGGCAUUUUUGAAACACGUCUUAGUUGCCUUUCUCUCUGCCUGUAAGUAGCAGCAAUACCACUAUAUCACAUUUAAAUGUUCAACAUCCAUAAUUUUUAAAAUUCCAUCAUAUGCCACAAAUUUGAGGAAAUCUCCUGUGACUGGAAAUCUGU